CCCUCGAUGGUUUGACACCUCUACGGGAGACCGUAACAAAAAUUAAAUUGAAUCGUAAUUUUGUUUGGAUCGUGCCACUCUUUUAAAGUGAAUGUACCUCGUUCGCGUACGAGUGUACAAUUUUUUUUCUGUUUGUCUGUGAACAUCAGUGAAACACCGCGCGCCCCGCACACAACUACCGACGACUCCCCGCGCAACGCAGCAGCAACAGCGACGGCAAGAAGCGGCCGCAACAACAAAACAAAAAGUGAAAUUGCCUUUUGCGGAAACCAACAAAAAAAAAAGAGAAGAAUUAAGUACAAGCUAACACACACAGGCGAAGCAAGUAAAGAUUGUUGUUAACACAGCACCUGUGCGUGUGUGUGUGCGUGUGUAGGUGCGGUUGUGUGCGUAUGGUGUUGCGUUCCAACCCAAAAACCAACAAAAAAAAAGAAACGUUCCAAUUGGAAUACCGCCUGCUAAGAAGAACAGCUGGCUCCACCAACAAACAAAAAAAAAAAAACAGGCGGCCAAGAACAUUUUAGCCGAAAAGACCAUCUGAACGGGGUCUAUUGAACGUUUUUAGACGUAAAGGAAAACAUCUGAGCGGCGGCCAAAGACAAAACGAAAAUAUAGCGGCUAUUAAAAUGGGCGACUUCGAUCUGAAUGUGGAUAGUCUUAUCCAGAGGCUGCUGGAAAAUUUCAAAAAACAAAAAGAGGCCGAAGAGCAUGCCCAGAAGCUGCUCAUCGCUCAACAAUUGGCGGCUGCUGGUGGGGCGGCGGUUGCCGUUGCUACCGCAACGGCUACUGCUGCCGCUGCCGCUGCCGUCACCAACGCUGCAACGUCAUCGUCAUUCACCAGCACAUCCGCUGCUGCUGCUGCUGCUGCCAGCAGCAGUUGUUUGGGUUCGGCCGCCAACAAUCACGAUCCGCUGGAGGAUCUGACCGAACAGCAGCGACGCCUGCUGCAACAGUAUUCGAUAUCGCCGCCCAGCGAAACGAUGAUAUCGGCCGAUGGCGAUCAAAUAACGGUGCAUCAUCCGCGCGAGGAGCCCAAGAAAUCUCGAUUGAAAUUGCGCGACUUUUUCGUCGCCGAAUUUGUGCGCAGCUGUCGUACCGGCAAACAGGUGCAGAUGACCGAGGCAGAGGUGCGCGGCUUAUGCCUGAAGUCGCGCGAGAUAUUCUUGCAACAGCCGAUACUGCUGGAGUUGGAGGCGCCGCUGAUCAUCUGCGGCGACAUCCAUGGCCAGUACACAGACCUGUUGCGGCUGUUCGAGUACGGUGGCUUCCCGCCGGCCGCCAAUUAUCUGUUCCUCGGCGAUUAUGUUGAUCGGGGCAAGCAGUCGCUGGAGACCAUCUGUUUGCUGCUGGCCUACAAGAUCAAAUAUCCGGAGAAUUUCUUCUUGUUGCGCGGCAAUCAUGAGUGCGCCAGUAUUAACAGAAUUUAUGGCUUCUACGACGAGUGCAAGCGCCGGUACAAUGUUAAACUUUGGAAGACCUUCACAGACUGCUUCAACUGUCUGCCGGUGGCCGCCAUCAUCGACGAGAAGAUAUUCUGCUGCCACGGCGGCCUCAGUCCCGAUCUGCAGGGCAUGGAGCAGAUCCGCCGCCUCAUGCGGCCCACAGAUGUACCCGACACUGGGCUGCUGUGCGAUCUGCUGUGGAGUGAUCCCGACAAGGAUGUGCAGGGCUGGGGCGAGAACGAUCGUGGCGUGAGCUUUACAUUCGGCGUGGAUGUGGUUUCCAAGUUCUUGAAUCGUCACGAGCUUGACUUGAUUUGUCGUGCGCAUCAGGUGGUGGAGGAUGGCUACGAGUUCUUUGCACGUCGCCAGCUGGUCACACUAUUCUCGGCGCCCAACUAUUGCGGCGAAUUCGAUAAUGCUGGCGGCAUGAUGACCGUGGACGAUACGCUCAUGUGCUCAUUUCAGAUAUUGAAACCAUCCGAGAAGAAGGCAAAGUAUUUGUACAGUGGAAUGAACUCGUCGCGACCCACUACACCGCAGCGAAGCGCCCCAAUGCUGGCGACCAAUAAGAAGAAAUAAUAUAUCCAUCCGCUUCCAUUUCCUUAAAGGUUCAACAACAAAACAAAUAGAAAGAAAACACUAGUAUACAUACAUACAUACAUACAUACAUACAUACAUACAUACAAACAUACAUAGAUAUAUAGAUAUAUAUUGAAGAUCGAAAAUGGCAAAAUCUACAGUGAGUGUGAGAGACAGAGA
Messenger RNA from Drosophila obscura, 2201 nucleotides. RefSeq names its product serine/threonine-protein phosphatase beta isoform (gene flw). Bases 627 to 2021 code for a protein of 464 amino acids. The record is from RefSeq and is a predicted model, not a curated record. Gene Ontology annotation, cellular component: nucleus; cytoplasm. The transcript has 6 exons. Gene Ontology annotation, molecular function: protein serine/threonine phosphatase activity. Lineage: Eukaryota; Metazoa; Arthropoda; Insecta; Diptera; Drosophilidae.